GAGAAAAUUCCGAUGGUGGUGCCGAGUUACGAGUUCACGACGACGACGCGGGAUCAGUGAGCGUCGCGACGCCCGCCGGUGAAGUUGGUAAAAGCGUGCACUAAUCGGUCAAACUUUUCACAUAGUGAACGUUCGAUACAUUGCGGACAUUUCUCUUCGUUCUUUUUUUGAAGAGAAGAAAUGAAAAAAUAUGGACAACAAAGGGAUACAAGAAACGAAGUAAAUCUUUUUGAAACAUUUGUUCAUCUUUUUAUUGUAUUUUUUCGAAUAUAAGUUCCUCGAUUACGCGCGAUACCAAGUGAACCGCGCUCACGCGCACGAUUAUGGGGCUAAAUGGGGGCUGAUGGACAUUUUCGAGUGACCUUGUCCCUCAGAAGGGAACCAGCGGCGGGCCCAGUUUAUUGUAAAAUGGAGACUUCCGCAAGAUUUCGACAGCUUAAAACCGUCAAACUCAGCUGCGAGGCUAUGUAUCGCCUCGACAUCAGCUUCAAGCCGCCGCAACUACUGCAAUCGUUGAGCAUUGGAGGAAAGCAAGUGGAAGCUAUCGAGCGUGCUAGAGACGGUACAGCUUGCGCUUACAGCGCUUAUCAUAGCACAAAAGGAAUUCCUGCAAGCGCGAGGGGUCAUCGAGAGGAACUUUCGAUAGCCAUGCGGGUUCUUGGCUCUGGUUAUCUUACCACCUGCCUGCAAAUCAAAUAUUACCGUCAGGAUGAUCAGAGUCAUUGCGAAUGGGGAGCGAGAUUGCAUUGUAUCGAGCUCGAUUGUACAAGCGUUGAAGGGAGACUUGUUACUGUCGAUCGAGAAACUUACAGAAAGCUUGGUAUAGAAUCAUAGCGAUUAGAGUUAAUGCCGUAAUGAAGCCGGCAAUUUUUGUAGGUUAAAAGAAAAAUAUAUAUAUAUAUAUAUAGAAGAUAGGAUUUUCUUACAGCUAGACGGUUUCAAACCGGUAAUUUGCUUAUUGGAUGCGACUUAAAUCUAUUUCUAGUGGUCACAACUUAUUUGAUCGUUUGUGAAAUGCAUUAUUUUUUUUUUUUUUAAUACAAUUUUUGUCACUUUCGAAAAACAACGUUGCUUCGGGAUAAUUUUGAAUAUCGUAUUUGGCGCUUUCAGUCAUUUUGUCAUUAAACGAUAAAAAAUGUAUUAUCGAGAGAUCAAAUAUAACGGUUUGAACAAAGUUUGUACGUAGAUGGUAGUACGAUUUGUGGUAAGAUAUUUAAUUUAAAGGGUGGAAAAAUGAAUUAAAUCAUAAAAAAAAUCACUUUUACUAAUGCUAAUAAAUAUAAAAGAAAAUAUAAGAAAAAGAAAAAAUUGAGUAAAGGAAAUGACAAAGCAAGAUAAUAUUGUGCUUAUAAUGCUUUCUCAAUGUUUCGCCAAAUCGUGUGAAUGGCCGAUAGAACGAAUGUUGCAUGCCUGUAAACGCGAGUUUCAUAAUUUGACGAUCGAAAUGUUUGCUUUGUACGAUAAUAUACCGUGGCAUGGAAUCAUCUAAACGAAGUAAGUACUCUCUUUAUCUGAAUGUAGAGUUUAAUACACAACGACGGAAAUAUGGUAUAUCGUGUAUUGCCGUGCUUUCUUAUAUAUGCUUAUAUAUGCGGCAUGUGUGUGUGUGAAUUGCAAUUAUGAAUAUAUAUAUGUUAUGUAUCACAGCGCUUACUUUUUGAUUCUGUGCUGAAAAUGUUUGGAAUUCUUGAAAAAAAACGAUCUAAAAUGAAAUAUCAAUAUUCCGUGAAAUUUGAAUGUUCGUAAGAUAUAUUUUAAUAACAUUUAAAUACGAGAAAAAACUUAAUAAUUUUUGAAUAAAAUAAAA
This is a messenger RNA of Vespa velutina, 1807 nucleotides long. RefSeq names its product CB1 cannabinoid receptor-interacting protein 1-like. Gene Ontology annotation, molecular function: type 1 cannabinoid receptor binding. Gene Ontology annotation, cellular component: plasma membrane. The transcript is spliced from 2 exons. Gene Ontology annotation, biological process: negative regulation of signaling receptor activity. Bases 334 to 834 code for a protein of 166 amino acids. The record is from RefSeq and is a predicted model, not a curated record. Lineage: Eukaryota; Metazoa; Arthropoda; Insecta; Hymenoptera; Vespidae.